AUGGAGGCGGAGAUGCAUCGACCUCACGAGGCGGCAGAAAGAUCCAAAGCCGCAGAGGAGCGAAAAAGAACGGAAGAGGAACGGCGGGGGGUUGAUGACGCAGAGAGGGCCAGGUUGGAGGCAGAGGCGGACAAACGUAAAGAGGAGGAGGCGCGUCGUGCAAUUGAGGUUGCUGAGAUGCCGGCGCUGGCAGCAGAGAAACAAACACUGGCGCUGGAGGAAGGAGUAGAUGCCCGGCGUGCAAUAGAGCAGGCAGAGAAGGCGACAGCAGUAGUGGAGGGAACGAGAGCGGGAGAGGCGGAGGAGAGGGUCAGGACGGAGGCAGCAGCGAUCGUUCGCAGAGAGGAAGAGGCGCUGCGUGCUAGAGAGGCGGCAGAGAGGGUGAGGGCCGCAGAGGAGCUCGUGAGAGAGAGGCAGGAACGUCUGAGGGCAGAGGCUGCAAAUAGGGUGAGGGCCGAAGCAGCUGAAGUGCUUCGUAGAGAGGAAGAGAAGCGGCGUGCAGGAGAGGAGGCAGACAAGGCGAAGGUCGUAGAGGAAAGGAGGAGAGCGGAAGAGGAACGGCAGAGGGAAGAGGCCGAGGAGAGGGUCAGGACGGAGGCAGCAGCGAUCGUUCGCAGAGAGGAAGAGGCGCUGCGAGCUAGAGAUGCGGCAGAGAGGACUAGGGCCGCAGAGGAGCUCCUGAGAGAGGGGCAGGAACGGCAGAGGGCAGAGGCUGCAGAUAGGGUGAGGGCCGAAGCAGCUGAAAUGGUUCGUAGAGAGGAAGAGGAGCGGCGUGCAAGAGAGGAGGCAGAUAAGGCGAAGGUCGUAGAGGAACGAAGGAGAGCGGAAGAGGAACGGCAGAGAGAAGAGGCUGAGGAGAGGGUCAGGACGGAGGCAGCAGUGAUCGUUCGUAGAGAGGAAGAGGCGCUGCGUGCUAGACAGGCGGCAGAGAGGGUGAGGGCCGCAGAGGAGCUCCUGAGAGAGAGGCAGGAACGUCAGAGGGCAGAGGCUGCAGAUAGGGUGAGGGCCGAAGCAGCUGAAAUGGUUCGUAGAGAGGAAGAGAAGCGGUGUGCAACGGAGGAGGCAGAUAAGGCGAAGGUCGUAGAGGAACGAAGGAGAGCGGAAGAGGAACGGCAGAGGGAAGAGGCUGAGGAGAGGGUCAGGACGGAGGCAGCAGCGAUCGUUCGCAGAGAGGAAGAGGCGCUGCGUGCUAGAGAGGCGGCAGAGAGGGUGAGGGCCGCAGAGGAGCUCGUGAGAGAGAGGCAGGAACGUCUGAGGGCAGAGGCUGCAAAUAGGGUGAGGGCCGAAGCAGCUGAAGUGGUUCGUAGAGAGGAAGAGAAGCGGCGUGCAGGAGAGGAGGCAGACAAGGCGAAGGUCGUAGAGGAAAGGAGGAGAGCGGAAGAGGAACGGCAGAGGGAAGAGGCCGAGGAGAGGGUCAGGACGAAGGCAGCAGCGAUCGUUCGCAGAGAGGAAGAGGCGCUGCGAGCUAGAGAUGCGGCAGAGAGGACUAGGGCCGCAGAGGAGCUCCUGAGAGAGGGGCAGGAACGGCAGAGGGCAGAGGCUGCAGAUAGGGUGAGGGCCGAAGCAGCUGAAAUGGUUCGUAGAGAGGAAGAGGAGCGGCGUGCAAGAGAGGAGGCAGAUAAGGCGAAGGUCGUAGAGGAACGAAGGAGAGCGGAAGAGGAACGGCAGAUAGAAGAGGCUGAGGAGAGGGUCAGGACGGAGGCAGCAGUGAUCGUUCGCAGAGAGGAAGAGGCGCUGCGUGCUAGACAGGCGGCAGAGAGGGUGAGGGCCGCAGAGGAGCUCCUGAGAGAGAGGCAGGAACGUCAGAGGGCAGAGGCUGCAGAUAGGGUGAGGGCCGAAGCAGCUGAAAUGGUUCGUAGAGAGGAAGAGAAGCGGCGUGCAACGGAGGAGGCAGAUAAGGCGAAGGUCGUAGAGGAACGAAGGAGAGCGGAAGAGGAACGGCAGAGGGAAGAGGCUGAGGAGAGGGUCAGGACGGAGGCAGCAGCGAUCGUUCGCAGAGAGGAAGAGGCGCUGCGUGCUAGAGAGGCGGCAGAGAGGGUGAGGGCCGCAGAGGAGCUCGUGAGAGAGAGGCAGGAACGUCAGAGGGCAGAGGCUGCAGAUAGGGUGAUGGCCGAAGCAGCUGAAAUGGUUCGUAGAGAGGAAGAGAAGCGGCGUGCAACAGAGGAGGCAGAUAAGGCGAAGGUCGUAGAGGAACGAAGGAGAGCGGAAGAGGAACGGCAGAGGGAAGAGGCUGAGGAGAGGGUCAGGACGGAGGCAGCAGCGAUCGUUCGCAGAGAGGAAGAGGCGCUCCUGGCAAGAGAGGCUGCAGAUAGGGCGACGGCGGCAGAGGAGCUCCUGAGAGAGGAGCAGGAACGUCAGAGGACAGAGGCUGCACGAAGGAUGAGGGCGGAAGCAGCAGCAAUGGUUCGUAGAGAGGAAGAGGCUCGGCGUGCAAGAGAGGAGGCCGUACAGGAGCUAAGGAGAGCGGGGCAGGAACGGCAGAGGGAUGAGGCUGAGGAGAGGGUCAGGACAGAGGCAGCAGCGAUGGUUCAGGCGAAGGCCGCAGAGGAGCGAAGGAGAGCGGAAGCAGAACGGCAGCGUGCAAGGGCGGAGGAAGAGGCGCGGCGUGCUAAAGAGGCGGCAGAGAGGGUGAGGGAAGAUGCAGAAAGGGCCAUGGUCGCAGAGGAGCUCUUGAGAGUUGAGAAUGAUCGGCUGAGGGCUGCGGCUGCAGAGCGGAUGAGGGACGAGGCAGACCUGUUAUCUCGCAGAGAGGAGGAAGAGCGGCGUAGACAUGCGGUAGAGAGGGUCAUGGGUGAGGCAGAGGCGAUUAUACGUAGAGAGGAGGAGGAUCUGCGGAGUGCUGAGGUCAGGCUUCAGUCCGAGGCGAUACAACCCAGUGCGGAGGAAACGCGCAUUGCCACGACGGCGGCUCGCCGAACGACAGAGGUCCCUCGGCAGAAUGCAGAUCUUGAAAUGGGGGUAGAGAGUGUUACAACAUCGACAGAGCAUGAGAGAGUGGGCGGGGAACAAGGAAGAACUCAAGGGGAUGAUAUGAGAGCUGCUGAGCUUGAGGAGAUGCGCCGUAGAUGGGUGGAUGAAUUGGAGUCUCGCCAACGACGCGAGGAGGCAGCGAGGAGGAGAGCUGCCGAUGAGCGGGAGCGAAUAGAACAUGAACAGGAGUUGGCAGAAGCUGUCGAGCGGCUGAGGGCGCAACGAGAACGCUGUAGAGCAGAGGGGGAGCGGGAAAGGCAACAUGCUGCAGAGAUGGCGAGGGUAGAGGCCGAAGCUUUGCAACAGAUACUGGCGGAGGACGCUCGGAGCGCACGGGAGGAGAAUGAACGGGAUAGUGCGGUCGAAGUGCAAAGAGUAAACGCGGAGACAGGAACUGCAAGGAAUGGGGGAAUCACAUCUCGUGCGUCUCAGGCUUUGGAUGAUGCGACAGUACGGGCAAUCGCCGAGGAUGAGCAACGGUUGGCAGACGCUGAACGGGAGCGUGAGGCAUCUGCAACUAGAGCGAUGCAAGAGGUUGAGCACAUGCGCCGUAGGUGGGACGAGCAGGUGGUCACGCGACGAGCAAGAUUGCAAACAGAGAGGAUGCGGGUGGAGCGGGAAGAGAGGAUGGCGGAGGCGGUGGCAGGUGAUGAAGUGGCGAGGGCUACGCGUGAUGCGAGUGAUCAGUUUCGCAACACCGGCCGCGAUAGUGCUCCGACGCAGAGAGAACGAGAGUGGGGGGAAGCCGAGAACUUCGUACGGCAGAACGUCAUGCAAGGAGCGGCCAUAUUAGAGGAGACUGAUGAUGGGUUUGUAGAGGCGGGAACAACCGGAGUUGGUGGAGGUGUGGCCGGAGUGGCAGAAGUCCUCCGACGUCUAACGUUCGUCGCGCAGGCCGUGGCCAGCAGCUCCGCACAACAGAAUGCUAGGAUUAGUGGCAACCUCCGCUAG
This is a messenger RNA of Closterium sp. Naga37s-1, 3921 nucleotides long. Lineage: Eukaryota; Viridiplantae; Streptophyta; Zygnematophyceae; Desmidiales; Closteriaceae. The record is from the annotation of a GenBank genome assembly.